UUGAAAUAUAUUAUAGGGCAGCGGUGGGAUAGCCCUUGUGCUUUUCUGUGAGAGUUCGGGAGUGAUGUGAAUGCGAUGGAUCGUGAUAGUUACUCCAGUAGCUCGAGCUCCAGAUCGAGUUCAGCGGAUGGGAACUACAAGCGCAGACAGAAGCGUACUCGAUCACCUUCCAAAGCGUCCCGAAACUUAAGCGCACCUGGUACGAGCCGGGGCAGCGACCAUAAGUCAUGUACGCCAUCAAAUACACCUCCGUUAUCAAAAUCCAACGAUACUGUGAGCAGGUUAGAAGCGUUGGUGGAAAAGUUGAUUAAGCACCAAACAAAGGCGAAAGACAAACACCAUCGUGGAAUUAGGGUUGCUAUAAAACCGGAAAGUAUACCCGAGUUCACGCCUGGAAAUCCAAAUUUGAGUUCAGCGAAAUGGAUCGCAAAAAUCGAACAGUUGGCAAAAAUUAAUAACUGGGAUGAGCCAACCAUGAUAUUUUUAAUGCAGAGUCGUCUAAGUGGAUUAGCUCGACGCUGGUAUGAUAAUUUAUCAACAUAUCGACUGAGUUGGAAAGAGUGGAAGAAAUUGCUCGUAAAAUCCUUCCCUGAACACAGAGAUUUCGCCACUACGUUACGUGCCCUCGUAAAUCGGAUGAAGUUGCCUACAGAAUCAUGGGAAAGAUAUUACUUUGACAAGGUAGAACUUACAAAUGCUUGCGAUAUUAAUGGACAUAGAGCCGUGUCGUGUAUUAUUGAUGGUAUUGAAGAUCCAAGCGUCCAAGCAGGGGCCAGAGCAGGUAGAUAUACGAGCCCAGACCGGCUCUACGCUGAAUAUAUCUCUGUUCUAAAACCUGAAAAGUCCGUCUCGAGCACGACUGUAGCGAAAACUGCGUUUACAACUCCACAUCGCCGUCCUUUGAGCGAAAGGGAGCGAUCGAAUGAGCCGCCUCCAAAAAAGGCGAAACCACCGGCUAGAAGACCCCCAAAAUGCUAUAACUGUAGGGAUGAGGGUCACUUUGCCGAUAAGUGUCCGAAACCCAAAGUGGAAUGUGCCAGUUGUAAGCGGUUGGGCCACCUUACAAAAGAUUGCCGCAGGCAGUCCAUCAAGAAUUAAGUUGUCCUUGAGAAAGACUUGGCACCCGUCAACAGUAGUUAUUUUUUUGACUGCUGGGUUAAUGAAACGCCCUCCCAGGCAUAUGUUGAUUCGGGGUGCGGCGCUGUUCUAAUCCGGGAAGAUACCGCCAACAUGCUGAACAUGGAACGCAGUCCCUGCACGAAAUAUGUAAUAGGUUACGGCGGAGUAGCCACGAAAACUCUCGGAAAACUGACCAUCCGACUCAAGAUAGAUGGUGCAGAGGCUGAAGUUGAGAGCCUGAUAGUACCCAAUACUGCUCAAGAAAUUCCUGUGCUGGUGGGCCAAACUUUCUUAAAUCAAGAUGAGAUCAUGAUGAUUGUUUCUGGACAGACCGUACGAGUUACCCGAAGAGGAAGUGACUUGUGCGAAACUCUCGAUGUUCCUCCCAGGAAAAUUCCUUUAUGGGCAAAGGAAUCAAUCGUGUUAGAACCGAGAACAACGGCUCUCGUCGCCGUGACUUCUCGAGGUGCCUGUGCCGACGACGUAUACGUAAGAGGUGGCUUACGACCGCUGCCUGAUGGAGAACACGUCGUACACGAAUGUAUUACGAAGGGGGAGGAUGGCUACGUCGCCAUCACGAAUCUUUCGUACCGGCAUAUCGAGGGCAACUCGCUCCACGGGGACGCGGAGGCUGGUAGCGUAGCCGACUGUUACCGCUGCCGCCACGUGGCCGCCACUGGACCGGCCCCCGUGAUGCUGGCGCCGCUGGCGUGGACCGGCGCAGAGAGAAGAGGAACAGCUGAGCGGAACGACGUAAAAAAAAUAUGGCGUACCAGUGGUGCCUUGUAUAACUUUUGUAAUUCGGACACUUUUCUUUGAAAUAUAUUAUAGUUGGAAAAACGGAAAUUCGAAAAAUCGAGAUAUGAAAAAGCGAAAAGCAAAUAAAUUGGAAAAUCGAAAAAUUGGAGAAUGGAAAAAUUGAAAAGUCGAAAGUUCGAAAAUUGAAAAGUCUCAAGACAUUAAGAAUUUGAAAAAUCCAAGGAUUAAAAAAUUGAACAGUGGCGAAAUCGAAAAGUAGGUAAAUUGAAAAUUCGAAUAUUGAAGUGCAGGAAAAACGAAAUAUCGAAAGUCGAAAAUUCUGAGAGCGAAAUAUCGGAAUGUCGAAAAAUUGAAAAAUCGAGAAAUGAAACGGCGA
Messenger RNA from Zophobas morio, 2254 nucleotides. RefSeq lists its product as uncharacterized. Lineage: Eukaryota; Metazoa; Arthropoda; Insecta; Coleoptera; Tenebrionidae. The record is from RefSeq and is a predicted model, not a curated record. The coding region runs from base 1231 to 1938 and encodes 235 amino acids. The transcript has 2 exons.